Molecule: messenger RNA, 2500 nt
Organism: Patiria miniata (bat star)
Lineage: Eukaryota; Metazoa; Echinodermata; Asteroidea; Valvatida; Asterinidae
Product: plasminogen receptor (KT)-like
Exons: 4
Coding region: 55-489 (144 amino acids)
Biological process (GO): positive regulation of plasminogen activation
Cellular component (GO): plasma membrane
Source: RefSeq, a predicted model, not a curated record
UUUUGUUGGGAUUUUUUUGGAGGCAAGUGAGUCGUUGACUGUAAUCGUUUCAAGAUGGGUUCCUUCAUGGCAAAAGCGAUGGAUGAAAGCUUCAAGAAGAACAAGGUCUUUAUGGAAGAAUCACAGGCGGUAAUGCUGGAACGACAGAUCCAAAUGCAGAAUCAGAUGCGAGAGAGGGCGGUAGCAAUGCAGCUCUCCGGUGCCAGGGAGAUGUUCACCUGGUUCUCCUCGUUCUACGGAGUGACGGCGUUCUUCUGUUUAGCUGGGUUUUUGAAGAGGAAAAACCCAGCUGUUCUUGGUCCCCUUCUCCCCUUGACGUUUAUUCUGGGAUACCAGUAUGACUACACCUACGGAACAAAGGUCCUGAGAAUACGAGAGGGGGCGGAGUCAAUCUUGAAGGAGGAGAGGAACCUGCUACCUGUCCCUCUGGGUCUGCCUAACUUAGCGAGCAUCGAUGCGGCGAGAAAUGCCUCCGAGUCAUCACCAUAAGUAGCCUCAGGAAUAUGUCUGCUUAUUGCAGAGCAGACCGACUGUAGCGUGUUUGUAUCACAUUAGUACAAUUUCAACGCUAGACCCAGUAGUGUAACUGUGGGCAGUUGGAGGAGGUAGGGACCACUAUGUUUUCACCACAAAAAAGCUCAUUGUAAUUCUGAGCAUUGGGGGGGGGGGGGGGGAGGGGCCUCAACAGGGACACAGGCCUAAACAGGAGUUGGACCCGUGCCCCCCCCCCCUAGUUACACCACUGGUUUGAUGGCAGUUUUAAGUGUAUACAAUACAUAAUGAGUUUUCUUUAAUAGUGUCGAGAACAAAAUUGGUAUAUUUUCCAAGAUUUCAGUGUUUCAAACCUGGUUAUGGUCAUCCCUGAUUUUUUCUCAAAGAUUCUUUUAGUAAAACACGGGUGUUGGAAUAGUGAAUUGGUUAAAAUAAAAACGUGGAGAAUAGUUGAUUUCAUUCGGUUUAUAGACUGUAGUCAUAUUUUAUAAAAUUAACUAUGCAGGGAAAGAAGGAAAUUGUUUUUUGUUUAAUAUCUCAUAAGAAAAGUUGACCUGCAUUUAGGAGUCCUUAAAUAAUGAUCAACUUUCGUGGUAUUAUGUGUCUAACGUUGUAUUACUGUACAUGUACUGUGUUCUGAGUGCUAGGAAUUCCCGACAGUAUACAGCCCUGCCUAUUACUGUAUUGCCUGAAACCAGCCGAUAACUCUAUGGUUUGGAUUCUUAAGUGAAUAAACACGAUGUGAUACAAUGUAGUAAAGGUGCUAUUGGGUUAAAUGUCAUGCAAUCCAUUUGUUUUUACUAAAGGGUUCAAAUUCAUCAUUACCGUCAUCCCCGCAGAAAGGAAUACGAAAAAGCUGUGAUAAAAUCUCAAACCAUGACAUAACAGAUUCAUUUUUGCAACUGCAAAUCACUGCGAUUUCCUUCUAUAAUUGUAUACACAGUACAUGUGUAAAAUACAACAUGAUACAUGUACUCUGUAAUAAUACUUCCUCGCAUCAGUUAGAAGGCUGUGCACAAACGAGGAAGUGAAUGAAAUCCUAACGUCCAAUUCAAACACUGCCAGAGGACACUUCCGAAAUCAAAGCGGAUAGAAAAUGUGGUUAGAGUUAGUCAUUGUUGUCUUUUUAAUUUGACAGUCUGUAGCUCUAGCCACUGAUGACAAUCUAUCAGUAGACAGUUAUUUCCAAUCGUAGAUAUUUAUAAAUUUUACAAUAUUUCAUUCUUACUAUAUGAAGAAAUUACAGUUUGGUACAGUCUUGUGCGUUUGUGUAAAAUUAGUUUUAGUGUAUUUCAUUAGAAAAAACUGGAAAAGAAUGUUGCAGCCUGACGCUGCUUUUUCUUCAUAUAUCAUGUCAAUGAAGGUCAGUCAUUGCAAAAAUGAUAAGACAUGAAUCUGGGACUGAGAAACAUUUCCAAUUUUGUUAGGAAAUACUUGAGAAACAUUUCCAAUUUUGUUAGGAAAUACUUGAGAAACAUUUCCAAUUUUGUUAGGAAAUACAUGAAUGUCUAUGAAUUUAAGACUCCAAAAUUACAUUUGAGAGAUUUAUUUGUUUAUUUUAAUGAGUUGAUGGUAUUGUAACAGGGUUAGGAACAGGGCUAGGAAAAACACAUCUGACAAUAUCCUCAAUAAACUCUUCUUAAAUGACACUCCUACAAGGCUACAAUCUUGUAUUCUUUUCAACCUCAAAAUUGGGGGAAAAACACUAAUUUAAAGUCUAUGUUUUCUUAUAAAAGUUGCAAUGGAGAAUUUAUCAAUGCAACAAAACAGUAGACAUUUCUCAGGGGCUAUCCUUUUUGUAAUUUCCAUACUGGUUAGAAAAAAUGAUAAGCCUGCAAAUUUUCAAAUUUGUAGUAUUUUUUUAGUAAUUUAGAAGUUAAAAGAUAUAAAAUUUUAGAUUUUCCAAACAACUGCUACCCAUUUUGUGAAUUUUGUUUUAGAGUCAGAAAACAUUCUAUGAUUCAAAUAAUUGUAAUAAUGAUUUGAAAAAUAAAUAGAUAUUUCUAUU